Molecule: messenger RNA, 567 nt
Organism: Magnolia sinica
Lineage: Eukaryota; Viridiplantae; Streptophyta; Magnoliopsida; Magnoliales; Magnoliaceae
Exons: 1
Coding region: 1-567 (188 amino acids)
Source: RefSeq, a predicted model, not a curated record
AUGAAUCCUUCUUCUCCUUCUUCUCCUCCUCUCCAUGCAUUUGAAAGAGAAGGAAAUUACAGACUCUCUCUCAUCCAUUCCAUCCGUAAGCCGCCAGUGAAGCCGUGGAGGAGAUCCACGGCUCUGCCCGAUAAGCAUUAUGUGGUCCACCCAUCAGGCUUCCGAAAGCUGGUGCAAAAGCUCACCGGGGCUCCACAAUUCACAUCACGGCGUCUCCAGGAGGCGGCCCCUGCACCACUCAAUCUAGUCCCGAAGCGGGCCGUGCCGCCACCACAGCAGCUUGAAUACAUGGAUACUUACAUGCAGCUGCAGCCUCUAUUAUUAUCUCCAGGACAGAUGAAGUUCAAAGCUGAUAUUUCUUCUUUGCAGCUGCUGCCUCUAUUCUCUCCCGAACUAACGAAGUUCAAUUCAGAUACUUCUUCGCAGCUGCAGCCUCUAUUCUCUUCGGAAUCGAUGAAGUUCAACAAUCAUUCUUUUGGGUCAUCUGGGUUCUUCUCACCUUCUUCAUCAUGUGCUUUUCCGCUCUUGAGCCCUAUCUUCAGCCCGAGGACGAAGGCCUUGAUGUAG